This is a messenger RNA of Microthlaspi erraticum, 1266 nucleotides long. Lineage: Eukaryota; Viridiplantae; Streptophyta; Magnoliopsida; Brassicales; Brassicaceae. The record is from the annotation of a GenBank genome assembly.
AUGGCUUCUUCUGGAUUGGGGAACGGAGUAGGCACUUCGAGGUCUGCCAAAGGUGUGAAGACUUCUUCUAGCUCAGUCGAUUGGUUGACAAGAGACUUGGUUGAUAUGAGGAUAAGGGACAAGAUAGAGACCGAUGAUGAAAGGGAUAGUGAACCAGAUAUUAUUGAUGGGGCUGGUACUGAGCCUGGCCAUGUGAUUAGAACCACAGUCCGUGGAAGAAAUGGUCAAUCAAGACAGACUGUCAGUUACAUAUCAGAACAUGUAGUUGGUACUGGUUCCUUUGGCACGGUUUUCCAAGCCAAAUGUAGGGAAACUGGGGAGAUUGUGGCCAUCAAGAAGGUUCUGCAAGACAAGCGUUACAAGAACAGGGAGCUACAGAUUAUGCAGAUGCUGGAUCAUCCCAAUGUCGUUGCUUUAAAGCAUAGCUUCUUCUCGAGAACAGAUAAUGAAGAGGUUUACUUGAAUCUUGUCCUUGAGUUUGUGCCUGAGACCGUCAAUCGUGCUGCAAGAAGUUACAGUAGGAUGAACCAGCUGAUGCCAUUGAUAUACGUUAAACUCUACACCUAUCAGAUUUGCAGGGCACUUGCUUACAUUCAUAAUUGCUUUGGUCUUUGUCACCGCGAUAUUAAGCCUCAAAACCUGCUAGUGAACCCACAUACACAUCAGCUAAAAAUCUGUGAUUUUGGGAGUGCAAAAGUGUUGGUGAAAGGAGAACCCAAUGUUUCUUAUAUCUGUUCUAGAUACUAUCGUGCUCCAGAACUCAUUUUUGGCGCCAGCGAAUACACAACUGCAAUCGAUAUAUGGUCAACUGGUUGUGUGAUGGCUGAAUUGCUUCUUGGACAGCCUCUGUUUCCUGGUGAAAGCGGAGUUGAUCAGCUGGUUGAAAUCAUUAAGGUCUUAGGUACACCAACAAGAGAGGAAAUCAAGUGCAUGAAUCCAAACUAUACAGAAUUUAAAUUUCCACAGAUAAAACCUCAUCCAUGGCACAAGGUUUUCCAAAAACGUCUACCACCAGAAGCCGUUGAUCUUCUAUGUAGAUUCUUCCAGUAUUCCCCUAAUUUGAGAUGCACAGCUUUGGAAGCUUGUAUCCAUCCGUUAUUUGAUGAGCUAAGGGACCCAAACACUCGUCUUCCCAAUGGCCGGCCACUUCCUCCGCUUUUCAACUUCAAACCUCAAGAGCUAUCUGGCAUUCCUCCUGAAAUCGUGAACCGGCUUGUCCCAGAGCAUGCCCGUAAGCAGAACCUCUUCAUGGCUUUGCAUGCCUAA